Molecule: messenger RNA, 818 nt
Organism: Pichia membranifaciens NRRL Y-2026
Lineage: Eukaryota; Fungi; Ascomycota; Pichiomycetes; Pichiales; Pichiaceae
Exons: 1
Coding region: 172-582 (136 amino acids)
Source: RefSeq, a predicted model, not a curated record
UCACGUGAACCUCGGUGCAGACCGACGAAUGCGGCAACAAUCGCGGCAGAAGCGCUUCUUAUUGCCCAAAGCAGCAAAUACACCGGUCGGUGUUUUUUUGCGAAAAAACCGGAGCGCCGCUUUCGGUCGAAAGCCCGCCUGGCACGGGGUGAAAAUUGCCGGAGACGGAGAAUGGAGCUGCGACGGGGCUCAACCUGCUGCUGCCAACUCCGCAACGGCGGCAGGCACGGGGCACGGGGCACGGGGCACUCGGUGCUAAUCGAGGCUCUGGUCUCGGCAUUAUCCGCUAGCGGUCUGCGGGCGUUGUGGCAACCGCUUGGAGGGUGGCAGCGGCGAAGAGGACUGCUGCGCUGGAUAUGCUUUCGGAGAUGGGGUGGUCCGUGCCACGCGGGAGAACCACCGGAGUGUUUAGCUUUGGAUGGCGUUUCUGAUCUUUUCUGUGUAUGUCUUGUCGUCAGAAACUGCCACAUCUUGGCGUUCUGUGCAACAUGUGCGAAGCCGAAAAGGCCGAGGUCGGCUAGUUGCUUUAGUUUCUCUAGCGGGGUGCUGGCCUGGAUGGACCCCCGAGUUCGGCAUCUGUAGGAACCGGCAUGCUAAGCCAUGUACCAGGAAUGACGGUCUAGAUCCAAGCCUGCUAGUGUAUCUAGCAGGCUGCCCCCACCUGUGCCGGCGUGAAAGCGGGAGGCUCGGACAAGUUUCACAAGACCACUGCUUUUCAUGGCGGGAGAGCGGAAGAGCAGGGAAAUCAAGAAUUCUGGGCCGAUCGGCGUAACAUGUUUUUUGCCAAAUAUGCUUUUUCACAGCUUCAAGGACAAACC